Molecule: messenger RNA, 1135 nt
Organism: Symbiodinium necroappetens
Lineage: Eukaryota; Dinophyceae; Suessiales; Symbiodiniaceae
Source: the annotation of a GenBank genome assembly
CUGUGCCGCGACGCGGCGGACUGGCUGAAGGGCGUGCCAUACCCGCCCACCGGAGCAUCUGGCGCUGCUGGCGAGAAAGAGGCCUUCUUGCGAGCUUGCAUCCUGGACGUUUGCUCAGCAGAGCCAGAGGAUCGCAAGGAUGUGGCGGAGAACGCUGGCGACCAGGAUCCCAGUGAGCCUCCGGUACCGCCAUCAACGACGACCACCACGACCACCACGACCACGACCAGCACUUCGACGACCACCACGACGACUCCAGCAAUUGUCGGUGAUGAGUUGUAUGUCUUCGGUUUCACUCCCUACGUUGGCUCUUCAUCGCCUUACAUGCCGGAGGGCGUCGUUGAGGUGGAGUCCCUCCCCGACGGCAACACACGCCUUUCCUGGAGCCUCACCGGCCUCGACCCGGGCUGCAGCAGGACUUGCAAGAACGACAACUGCUGUGGGGUGGUCAUCUACGAAGGCACGAGCUGCGAGGAGCCUGCAGGCUCUCCCCUUUGGGAUGCCGGGGUGUCGGUGAGGUACACCUCCAGCCCAUCGAACGUGCUGUCCAAGGAAGUGAAGACGGGCCUUGCAAACGACGACGUGCUGGGCCGCACUGUGGUGAUCCAUGACAAGAAAGGCAGAAAAAUUGCCUGUGGCAUCAUCGAGCCGUCCACCACCACGGUCUUCGAGAAGUACCCCAAAUACGGUGGUGACCUCCCAUUGACAUCCGGUGGUGUCCAGGUCGAGUCGGAGGACGGAACGCAGACGCUCAGCUGGCUGUUCACGCAAGGCCUUGACCCCCGGUGCGAUAAGACCACAUGCACGGCAGCCAAUUGCUGCGGUGUCCAUAUCCAUGAGGGCACCACCUGCUCGAAUGCCGCCUCCGUCGGUGGGCACUACUGGAACAAGGACCUCUAUCCGGAAGACCCCUGGAUGGACGUUCGCUACGUGAUCGAGGGCUCCAUGCCGUCGGCAGUGAACGACCUGACCGUCACAACGGGCUACAAUGCCGACGACAUCGACGGCCGGGCUGUGGUGGUCCACGACUACGACGGUGUUCGCAUUGGUUGCGCCAUCAUCGAGAUGCUGGAGGAGGAGCCAGCGCCUGUGGACGGUGAUGACUUGUACGUCUUCGACUUGAGCCCCUACGUCG